AUGACACUCUUGCCAGACAUCAAACCCUCUAAUGCCGCAUGCUGCGGAGGCGGCGGCAGCGGUGACUGCGACGGCGACGCCAGCAGCAGCAGCGGAAAAUGUUGCCUGGGCAUUAACUGUUGCACCUCAGCGGCCAGCUCGGAAAUGUCCAUAGAUGAGACGUCCUUCUCCUCGUCUGCUGCCAAAGCUAAUAACAAUUUAACUGAAUUUCGUGCUCACAAUUAUCACGAUGCUGUGGCUCAUGCCAACUUCGAUCAAUGCGAAAAGGUGGACAUUGAAUUCUCGGAUGUGCGCUAUGCAGUGCGCAAGUUUUCAUUUGCUGAACGAAAAUUUGUAACCAAAGAAAUUCUGCAUGGUCUGCAGGGAAAUUUUCGUUCAGGCGAGCUGACAGCCAUCAUGGGGCCCUCGGGAGCUGGCAAAAGUACGCUCCUGAAUGUUAUGUCCGGCUUCUGUGCUACUGGAGUCACGGGCAGUAUACGGAUUAAUGGCAAGAUCAUGGCCCCCAGCUCGGAGCGCUUUCGCCGACUCUCUUGCUAUAUACACCAAGAUGAUUUAUUGCGUCCACAGCUGAUGGUUGGCGAGGUCAUGUUGCUGGCAGCUCACUUUAAGCUUGGCUUCAAAGUAACCAAGGCGCACAAGCUGAACUUGAUCAAGCACAUCUUAUCGCUGCUGGGUCUGGAGCAUCGCUAUAAUGUCUUCACUGGCAAACUGUCCGGCGGACAGAAGAAGCGUCUUGCGAUUGCCUUAGAGCUGAUAAGCAAUCCGCCGGUGCUCUAUCUGGAUGAGCCAACGACCGGCUUGGACAGCAGCUCGUGCAGCUCUUGCGUGGCGCUCUUGAAGAAACUUGCCUCACAGGGACAUACGAUAGUAUGCACCAUACAUCAGCCCAGCGCAUUGAUAUUUGAAAUGUUCGAUAAGCUCUACACGGUGGCAGAUGGACAUUGCAUGUAUCAAGGACGUGUACGGGAGCUGGUGCCGUUUCUAGCCGACCAGCAGCUCGUGUGCCCAAGCUAUCACAAUCCUGCGGAUUACUUGCUGGAGGUGGCUGUGGGUGAGCAUGAGCGUGAUCUUGAUAAUCUUAUAAAUGCUGCAAAUAAAAAGUAUUACGAGGAUGCGUAUCGCUUCAGAUACAUGAGCAGUGCAGAUAUGUCGCAAAUUAUCAAUAAAAUACAGGACACAAUUGGCAGCAAGAACUUGAGCUCCAGCUCCAACAAAGAUUCAGACACUGUAGCUUUGGCGCAACUCAGCAGCAGCUAUGACUAUGCGACGCCUGCGCAACUUGAGCUUGAACUGGAGGAAAUCAAGGCGCUUAAUGCGCCCAAUCCCAAUGAGCUUGCCACUGACGACACAAUCACCGACACUGUCUCGGACGCUGAGCAGCAGCACCAGCAGCUAUUAGCUGUGCAGUCUGCUUCGUUUCUUAUGCAAUAUCUGCUCCUCAUGCAACGCAUUUUGGUCUGCGCCAAGCGAAACUAUUUUCUGCUGCUGGCUCGCAUCGCUUCGCACAUUAUAAUUGGCGUCAUUUUUGGCUAUCUCUACAUGAACGUGGGCAAUAGCGCGCACUCAGUGCUGGGAAACUAUGUGUAUCUCUAUGGCUCGACGCUGCUCUUGGUCUACACGGGCAAAAUGGCUGUGGUGCUCACAUUUCCGCUGGAGAUUGAUAUGCUGACGAGGGAACAUUUCAAUCGCUGGUAUAAGCUGGGACCGUACUUCCUGUCGCUGAUCUCCUUUGAAAUACCUUUCCAGAGCUUUUGCGCUGCGCUUUACAUCAUCAUCAGUGUGCGGCUGACGGACAACGACAGUGUAGAAUCAUUUCGAAUUGGAUACUUUAUGAUUCUGGCGAUUUUGGCCACGCUUAGCGCUCAAGCUUGGGGUUUCUUUGUGGGCGCUACGCUGCCAACAAAGCUUGCCGUGUUUCUGGGUCCCAUAUUAGCCGUGCUAUUCUCAGUAUUUGGCUUCUGCACUCGCUAUAUAGACAUAACACCAAUGCUCCGCUGGAUGUGGCACCUGAGCUACUUCCGAGCUGGUUUCCAUGGGGCUCUGAAUGCCAUCUAUGGCCUCGAUCGACAGAUGCUGGACUGCCCAGAGACACUUAUGUACUGUCAUUUCCGCAGUCCCAAAGUGUUUCUCAAGUACAUGAUGAUAUCGGACGUGCAUAUGUCUGACUGUGUGCUGCUCAUGGGCAUUGUUAUAGGCGUAAUGCAUUUGCUGACAGUCAUCACUCUCUGGCGCAAACUCAAUAAGCGCUAGAUCCAUAAGUUCCGCUUAGUCUGUACUAUAUUUUAUUUAAUUUGUGUGUACAUACCGGGUGCUUAAUCUCAGUGCGUGUUUAUUUUGUUUUCUUUCUGUCUAUAUUUCAAUUGUAACCUAAUAUUUAUUGUCAGUUUAGUUAGUGGAUCUUGUUCUUUUUUAUUGUUUCGUUCUGUACACGAAAGGCUUUAGGGUAACACUGGGAUUGCAUUUGUAGUACCCAGUUUAGUUAUAGUUUAAUAGUUUACUAAGUGCUGCUAUACCAAAUACGAACAAAUUCAAUCGAAAAGAAACAAAAACUGUUCAUAGCACGAAAUCAGAGCUUGCCAAUUACUUUCGAAUUCAACAAAUUGAUAACAAUAGCAUUUAGUUGAUUGUUUUGCCAAAUUCACACAUAACAUUUCAUUAUAUAGGAAUAUAUAUGAGCAACAAUAAAGACACUUUGUGAUUUCGAAUUUGUAGCUCUAAGUCAAUUAUAGUCUAAGUCUAUUUUUGUAACAAUUUUG
Drosophila busckii is the source of this 2756-nucleotide messenger RNA. RefSeq names its product ATP-binding cassette sub-family G member 1. Lineage: Eukaryota; Metazoa; Arthropoda; Insecta; Diptera; Drosophilidae. Gene Ontology annotation, molecular function: ATP hydrolysis activity; ATP binding; ABC-type transporter activity. The transcript is spliced from 11 exons. The record is from RefSeq and is a predicted model, not a curated record. Bases 1 to 2250 code for a protein of 749 amino acids. Gene Ontology annotation, cellular component: plasma membrane.